Molecule: messenger RNA, 810 nt
Organism: Gregarina niphandrodes
Lineage: Eukaryota; Apicomplexa; Conoidasida; Eugregarinorida; Gregarinidae
Product: Gag-pol polyprotein
Exons: 1
Coding region: 1-810 (269 amino acids)
Source: RefSeq, a predicted model, not a curated record
AUGGAUUCGUGUUUCGCUCCGUUGCUAGGAGACAAUGCGUUCUGCUACAUUGACGACAUCGUCAUUUGUGGGAAAGACUUCGAGGGCGUGAUACAGCGAGUGAAGCUCUUCCUGGAACAGUGUAGAAAGACGGGAUUCUACCUACGCCUGGACAAGAGCGAAUGGUUCAAGAAUGAGGUAAAGUACCUAGGGCACGUCGUCGGACAGCACGGCAUAAAAGUCCAGGAAAAGAAGUCGAAGGCAAUCGCCAACGCACCAGCGCCGACGAGCAAGAAGGAGCUACAGAGCUUCCUGGGGAUGUGCGGCUACCUGAGACCCUUCAUCCCGAAAUUCUCGCACAUGACAGCACCGCUAUUCGAUCUGCUGAAGAAGGACUCCGCCUUUCGUUGGCAGGAAACGCAUGAAGACGCCUAUAACCAGCUGCGACGGGCGGUCCAACAGACGGUCACGCUGUACGCACCCACCCCCAGUGGAGAGUACGUAAUCGAGACAGACGCCUCCGAGCUGGGAGUAGGAGCCGUCCUGAAGCAGGUACAAGAAGGCACGGAAGUACCGAUUGAGUUUGCCAGUAAGAAGUUCAAUCCAACCGAGUCGCGCUGGGAUACGAGAGAACGAGAGUUGUUUGCGGUCAAGUGGGCCGUGGAGAAAUGGCGAGACUACGUCGGCCUCGCUCACUUCACUGUCAGGACGGACCACAACAAUCUGCGCUACCUCACAAGCGUCGACAAGGGCAAGGUCUUCCGAUGGGCACUCGCGCUGAGCAACUACGACUUCACUAUCGAGUUCAUAUCCGGCGAAACAAUAACAUAG